Messenger RNA from Phalacrocorax carbo (great cormorant), 844 nucleotides. The record is from RefSeq and is a predicted model, not a curated record. NCBI's taxonomy places the organism in Eukaryota, Metazoa, Chordata, Aves, Suliformes, Phalacrocoracidae.
GGUCGAAACGGCCAAUGGGCGAUGCGGAGACGGUUUAAAACGUGCCGGCGGUUGAGGUACUGUGGUGGGUCUCUUUCAGGCGGGGUGGUUCUGGUUCGGCUGCCCUUCCUUAGCUGCCCUCUCGUGCGGUCGGAGCUGCCGGCGGUUCCCGAGACUUUCCACAGUGGUCCUAUCAACCUGAAGAUGGCAACGCUAAUCUUUAUUGAUAAGGAGAAUGGAGAAGUUGGUGCUACUAAGAAUCAGCUAAGAUUCCCUACAGGAUCUUCAAAAGUCUUAUCUGAAAGAACACAAGUUAACACUCCACUUCCUAAAAAAAAAGUCAGUACAUCUCCAGCCGCAUCUCACUCUGUCAGAAAGGCUCUUGGAAAUGUGAAUAGAACUGAAGAAGUCACGAGCAAGAUGGAAAAGAUAAGACAGAAAAAUCAGUCUUGUGCUGCAAACAAAGUUACUGAAAAUACUGCUGGAUUGGAAAGCUGUAACGCAGUUGCUGAAGAAGACUGGCCAGAAAUAGAAAAUAUGUUUCCUUUUGAUCCUCGAGACUUUGACAGUUUUGAUCUUCCUGAAGAGCAUGAAGUAAGCAAUAUCAACUUGCGUGGCGUUCCCCUCAUGGUAUUUGAAAAGACAUAUGACAGAUGUGUGAACAUGGUUCCUUCACCUGUGAAGAUCGAAGAGAUUUCAUGGGAGUCCAACUUGAUACAAUCAACUGCUGACUUCCUUGCUACCCUGGAUGAGAUCAUUGACAUGCCACCUCCAAAUUAUGACUUUUAAUGCAUUUUCUGAAGCUUCUGAGCUCAAAUUUCGUAUAGUUCUGUAUUUUAAUAAAGGCUAAUCUAAUUAUAUAAUA